CAGCGGUUGCAUAAAUUAAAUGUUUACAUUUACGCCGGCCAGUGCUGUAAAGCAUAGUCUUCAUUCGUUAGGUGGCAACCCUGCCCGCCUAUCGACAGCCGCUGCAAUUAAUUAAUGAGGCUAAUUUAAGACCAGCAUAUAUUUGCCGGUUAAAACAAUAAAAAUCGUCCCUCUCUCUUCAUCAUCACCUCCACUCUCUCACGGGUGCUUACUUUAAGACGUUGACUAACACUGACCAGCAUUAAGAAAGUGUUAAUUUGCCUAAAAUGUACAAGUACAUGUGCGCCAUGUGUGCGUAUGUAUGUGUGUGUGUGCGGGAGUUUUCCUCUGUUAAAAUGCAACUUAAUUUCUUUUGAAUGCUGAGAAAACUGAAGGGGCUAACUCACUUUCCCGGUGGAACGCACAGCCCACAGAUCGCAGUAGAUCUUUAUUGAGACCGCAUAUUUUAUACACAAGGACGCAGAGGACAGAGAGAAGAAGGAAGGACGAAGCGAAGGAGAAAGGCGCCCCCCUCGUUUCCCGCCCAGCCAACAGCCGUGUGAAAGCGUCUUGAAUGGAUCCAUUUGUUGGCUGGUUUCAGAAGGAACAGGAGGGACCAUCGCUGCGCACAUGGUUAAAGAUUUGGGAGACGAAUGCCCAGGAGAUGGGCGCUUUGCUUGAUCAGCAGCUACAGCAGGCGACGACGACCAACGGCAGCAUCAGCGGCAACAACAAUAGCAGCGGUAACAACAACAGCAGCAACUCCACUAACAACAUAGGUAACAAUUCAACGGGCAAAUCCUACUUAUCGCGACCCAACAGCUCUCUAAGUCGGGUGCUAAACUUCCGAGCGGAUUCUCUGGAGAUUCUGCAGCAACAACUCAACGGCGUAUCGCAGCGCCAAAGCAGUUCAACCACCAGCGGCACAGGCACCAACACCAGCGGCAAUAGUAGCAAUACCAGCUCCUCGGCUGAUUCCACCACGAAUCGGGACAAUAACUCACCCGCCAACAGCAGCAGUUCCACCAACGGACCAGCAGGAGCAGGAGGAACAGCAACUGGAGGAGGUACUGGCACUGUCAUCGGAAACAGCAACGGCAGCGGCACCGGCACCAAUAGCCCGGCGACGACCACAGCGGCAAGCACAGCUGCGACCACGACUGGUCCAUCAGCCACCACCACCACGAGUAUGAGCGACACCAGCAACAACCCGCCACAGACAACGACCACGCCCGCCAGCCGCACGAACAGCAUCUACUACAAUCCGUCGCGCAAGAAACGGCCAGAGAACAAGGCCGGCGGUGCCCAUUACUAUAUGAACAAUCACAUGGAGAUGAUCGCCAAGUACAAGGGCGAGCCCUGGCGCAAGGCCGACUAUCCGUACGGCGAGGGCGUCAUUGGGCUGCACGAGGAGAUCGAGCACUUCUACCAGUACGUCCUGCCCACACCCUGCGAACACGCCAUACGCAACGAGGUGGUCAAGCGCAUCGAGGCCGUUGUCCAUUCCAUCUGGCCACAGGCGGUGGUCGAGAUCUUUGGCUCCUUUCGCACCGGCCUCUUUCUGCCCACCUCUGAUAUUGAUCUCGUUGUGCUAGGUUUGUGGGAGAAGCUGCCGCUGCGCACGCUGGAAUUCGAGCUGGUGAGCCGUGGGAUUGCCGAGGCUUGCACGGUGCGCGUUCUGGACAAGGCAUCCGUGCCCAUUAUCAAGCUGACGGACCGGGAAACGCAGGUGAAGGUAGACAUAUCGUUCAACAUGCAGAGCGGCGUGCAGUCGGCGGAGCUUAUUAAGAAGUUUAAGCGCGACUAUCCAGUGCUGGGGAAGCUGGUGCUGGUGCUCAAGCAGUUCCUUCUGCUCCGCGAUCUCAACGAGGUGUUCACGGGCGGCAUCUCCUCCUACUCGCUGAUCCUCAUGUGCAUCAGCUUCCUCCAGAUGCAUCCGCGUGGCAUUUACCAUGACACAGCCAAUCUGGGGGUGCUGCUGCUCGAGUUCUUCGAGCUAUACGGACGCAGAUUCAACUACAUGAAGAUCGGCAUCUCCAUAAAGAACGGUGGCCGCUAUAUGCCCAAGGAUGAACUGCAACGCGACAUGGUCGACGGACAUCGGCCAUCGUUCCUGUGCAUCGAGGACCCACUGACGCCGGGCAAUGAUAUCGGCCGGAGCAGCUACGGCGUCUUCCAGGUGCAGCAGGCCUUCAAGUGCGCCUACCGCGUCCUCGCCCUCGCCGUCAGUCCGCUCAACCUCCUCGGGAUCGAUCCGCGCGUCAACUCCAUACUGGGUCGGAUCAUUCACAUCACCGACGACGUCAUCGACUAUCGCGAAUGGAUCCGCGAGAACUUCGAGCACCUGGUGGUGGUGGACCGUAUCUCGCCGCUGCCCACUGCCGCUCCCGCUGCGUACGCCACCUCCAAUGGGGCGCCCAAAUAUGUGAUCAUGCCCUCGGGCGCCGUUGUCCAGCAGCUGUACCACCAUCCGGCGGUCCAGGUGCCCACCGCUCACGGGCACAGCCAUGCGCACAGCCAUAGCCUUGGGCACGCGCAUCCCGGCGGUGGCCAUUUAGGCCAGCCGUAUGUAACCGGGUCCGCUCCAUCCGCCGGAGCAACGACGACGACGGUGGCGGUGGUGGGGGGCGUGGGCGUGACGGCCGUCGGAGCCCAACAGCAGCAGCAGCAUCAGCAGCAACAGCAGCAACAGAACGCACUGGCCCAUUCCUCCUCUCACGCACAGCAGCAGUCGCAGAACCAAUCGCAGUCGCGUCACAGACGUGGCAGCACCUCGUCGGGAGAUGACUCCGAGGAUAGCAAAGAUUGCGAUGUGGUCGAGACGACGUCGGGUGCUCCGGAGGUCAUCGACAUCACGCUGUCGCCGCCGAAUAGCCUGAGCUCCUCCUCCAUAUCCAUGCCGCUGCCAGUGCUCGCCGUCGGCAUGCCAUCGACGAGCAGUUGGAGCGGCCAUGGCAACGGGAGCGGAAACGGAAACAGCAGCUCAUCCACUGGCUCGUCGCCGGAAAACGCCCACACCGCUGCCCAGGACAUGGACCCAGAGCUGGAGGAGGUGCAGCAGCAUCAGCAGCAGCAGCAGCAAAGUCAGCAGGUCCAGGAGACAUCUGGAGGUGGCGGCUCUGCAACCGGAUCCGGAUCGGGUUCUGGCAGGGGAGACGGCAGUGGUGGACGCACCUACAACCAGCGGGGCAGCCACAAUUCUAGUGGCUACUACCACCAGCAGUACUACGUGCCACCGCCGAUGCAACAGCAGCUGAGCAAGUCCAACUCGAACUCCUCAUCCUCCAACUAUCACCAGCAGCAACAUCACAGCCACAGUCACAGCCACAGCCAUAGCAACCACAGUCACCGGCAGCAGCAGCACCACCACCACCAGCAGCAGCAGCAGCAGCACAGCCACCAACAGCGACCGCAGCAUCUGCGGCUGGGCGGCAAUCGCUAUCAGAAGUCCGUGGGCGGAUCGCCCACCAUCAGUGCCGGCAAUACAUCGAACAGCAGCAGCAACAGCAGCAACAGUAGCAGCAGCAGCGGCAACCACAGCCACAGCAACAACAAUAACAAUAACCGCCUGCCGCCACUGCGGGGCACGCUGGUGAAUUCGUCGUCGGCUAUAUCAAUCAUUUCCAUAUCCUCAGAGUCAUCCAUUGCCAGCAGCAGUUCCAGCUCGUCGAGAUCCGGACAGGACCAGCAGCAGAACGAGCGGGAUGAGCGAUAGGAUUAGGGUAUAUAUGAUAUAUGAUAUAGCAUAUAUAAGAUAUGAGAUUGUGAAUGAGAGAGAGAAAGAGAUAGUUACGAGUUAGCAAUAUUUAUGGAUUAUAUUUCUUUCUCAGGUUAACUGCAAACUAUGCUGCAUUUUUCUAAUUAAUACAUCCUAUCCUUCCUUUCACCCUCCUCUCCUUCACAAUCCCUUAAACGUAAUGGUUACACUAUAUUUUACAUUGCUGUCUCGCUUAAGCUGACAGAGCGAAGUAAACCUACUAAGCUUAAUUUUAGGAACUUUGCCUCUGAUUUCGCUAAAUGUUUUUCAUUUUGUUUCUAAAAUAAACAUGAAAGCAAAAAAAUAAAUUUAUAUAUAUAUAUAAAUAUUUAUAUAUAUAUAGAUAUAUAUUAGAUAAAAACGGUAUAAAUAUAAAUGUAAACUCAUAAUUAGAUUUUAAUGGUUUAAAAGAGCGAUAAACUGAAGUAUGAAAUUAGCUGCUAACAUAUUUAAGGUCUGCGAACACAUGUUUCCAAAUCUCUCUAGAACUCCAUAUUCCCCAUCCCCCCUUUAACCUUUUACCCAUGAUCACACGCAUUACAACUUGUAAAGUACUUUGUAGUUUCUAAAAUGCUCUACAUUUUAAGCAAGUGAUUUGUAAUCUAAAUAUUACCCAAUCCUCCCUCCAUACAUCCCCAAAAAAAUGAACAAAACAACGGAAAUUCUGCGCGCAAUUCCAACGCUAAUAUUACUAAGUGAAUUUGCGCGCAAACUGUAAAAAAAAAGUAACAUAACCAAAAGCUAAAAAUCCCAUCUCCCUAGAAACCCAAAAACGAAACUUAAAUGCGCCAUCACCCACGUAACUUCUGAUAACUUUUUAUUAUUUUGAGUUAGUUUUAUACCUGAAAUGUAAAUGUUUUUAUUAGUACCACUAUUAUAAUUACGAUGAUUAUUAUUAUUAGUUUUUAUAACUAUGCUUAGAGAUUCGUGAGCCAACUAAAAUUGUACGAACACUUUGCCCAGACCCAAGGCAAUUGUGUUUUAAAACAAAAGCAAACAAAAAAAAAAACAAAACAAAGAAACACCACAAAAACGACAAAAAAAAAAAACAAACCUACAACAAGAAAUCCAUCUUUUUUUUAAUCUAAUUUACUAUUAUUUGUUUAUUAUGAUUAUGCAAUGUGCAUUUUGCAUAGAUUCCUGCCAUUUGUUUGUAUAGUUCAGAAUUCCGAGAGCUCUGUAAAUACUUAGUUACCGCCCCCUCUGACCCCGGCCCCGCCCACCACGCCCCCCUCUAAACGCACUGCCAUUUUGAGAAAGGUUUUUAAAAAACACGUCGAAAAGGAGCUAGCAGAUGAGUAGAAAAGAACAUUUAGACUUUGUACAUGUAUAACAUUUUAGGCUGUUCUUCUUUCCAUUUGUAAAGAAAGCAAAACAAAAAAAAAAAUACCAAACAAGAAACAAAAAAACAAAAACCGAUCUACUUGUAAAGUCACUCAAAUAGACAGUGAAUAUGUCUGUGGAUCGUUUUAUAUGCGAGUCUUGAAUAGAGUUCAAUUUCAGAUAUGUAACACUAGGCAGCAAAUUAUAUAAGUUUUCUUUUGAGAGUCCAACUUCUUUUUCUAAUGCAUAUGAGAUCGUAAAUGUCGAAAAAAAACGGCUCUAAUAUGUUGUACGUCAAAAAAAGGUUGCAAUAUUAAAAUAUUGAAUAUUUAUUGGUUGUGAUAGCAUUCUUUUUUUUUCAUCGAUUUAUUUUAUAUGUACAUUUUAAAGUUAAAAUAUUUUUAAUUUGUUUCUCUUUUGUCUAUUGAUCCUGGUUUUUAAACAGUUUUUUUUUUAAGAUAAUUGAGAAAGUUGUAAUAGGAAGCUUGUGAAGUUUUAAUUGCGUUCAAUCCGAGUGAACUUUAAGCGGUUUAAAACCUAAAUAAAGUUAAAAUUUUUUUAUUGAUAAGAGUAUAAACCUAAGCAAAUAAGAACAAUUGAAAAGAAGGUUUCCAGAAACUUAAUAAUUUCAGUUUCCCAUUUACUUCCUGAAUAAAGUUGUUUUAUCAGACAUUUAGGGACCCUCACUGUUUUUGAAAAAUAAGUUGAAACUAUUGAUUUUUAAAUAUUUUAUUUUUCUGUUGCCUAGUGUCAAAUAAGCGAUGUCCAGUGUUGGCAAAAGCCAAAGUGCUCUCUCCCUUUCGCACGAUGACUCCUACAAGCUUGCAGCUGAGCUUUGAAGCCCACCUUACACACACUUUCUCGCUCACUCACAUCACAAUCACACCCACAUACACCACACUGGCGCAUUAGCACCCACACAGCCACACAAACAGAGAGGGACACUUAACGGUAAUGUUAGCAUAGAAAGUUGAAGAAAGCUAGGAGCAGUAAGUGAGAAUGAGAUAGCGAUACCGAUACCGAAAGUAACGUAUAAGAAUUAUUAAAUUUAUGCACUCGUCUGUUGAAUAUUUAUAUGAAUUAUAUGUAUGUAGUUACUAAUAUUAACUAAUUGAUAAAUAUACAAUAUUUAUAUGCAUAACUUGUGGAUUAAUGUGGACAAACAAAUGUUUAGAAUUAGCGAUCUAGCCAUGUAAGACUCGAAAAUCGUAAAUCGACAACUACUUAGACUACAUAACUGUGUACCAGAGCAUAUGUAAGCACUCCCACACACACAAGAUACACCAAUAAACAAAUACAGACACCCGCGCAUAAUCGCUAUGAAUGUUGAGGUUAUGUCGUAGAUUUUUCAAUAUCCGAUCACUGUUCGCCUAGCAUAGAAAGUAAGCCGAUGAACUAACUGUAAAACUAAUUCAUUUCUUUACUAGAUUCCAUGCGUCUUGUCCUUCGUUAUCGUUUGCGUUAUCGUUUCGAUUUUUAUACUCCCAAAAUAUUCUCCUAUCCUUCCAUAAUACGCAUAUGUCCUGUGUGCCGUUGUUGUUAUAUAUAUGCAUUAUACUCGAAAACAUUUUUUGUCGUCGCGAUAUUAGUGGGUAUUAAUAAAUUAAAUUUAAUUUAAUUAACUACAUUUAACGCAACUAAAUUCAAUUCAAGUGAAUCAAAUGAAACGAUCGAUACAUGUAUAUGAUAGAGUUCAAUAGCUGUGUAAGAAUCGGAAUCGUAACAAUUUAGUACGCAAAAAUCGUAAAUCUAACUGAUUGUAUAAUUAGCGAAAAAAGAGAAAACGGAAGCGAUAAGCAAAACGAUGCGACAAAUAAAAGCCGGCAAAAACUAAAA
This is a messenger RNA of Drosophila gunungcola (fruit fly), 6895 nucleotides long. RefSeq names its product non-canonical poly(A) RNA polymerase protein Trf4-1 (gene Trf4-1). The transcript is spliced from 5 exons. Gene Ontology annotation, molecular function: mRNA binding; poly(A) RNA polymerase activity. Gene Ontology annotation, cellular component: nucleolus; TRAMP complex. Bases 554 to 3694 code for a protein of 1046 amino acids. Lineage: Eukaryota; Metazoa; Arthropoda; Insecta; Diptera; Drosophilidae. Gene Ontology annotation, biological process: RNA 3'-end processing. The record is from RefSeq and is a predicted model, not a curated record.